Molecule: messenger RNA, 2245 nt
Organism: Trematosphaeria pertusa
Lineage: Eukaryota; Fungi; Ascomycota; Dothideomycetes; Pleosporales; Trematosphaeriaceae
Exons: 2
Coding region: 119-2110 (663 amino acids)
Molecular function (GO): DNA binding
Source: RefSeq, a predicted model, not a curated record
UUCCUUUUCCUCACCGUCAGCCUUGCUGCGUAGUCUACACAUAUAUAAUGGAGCGAACGCUAGUCUCCGUUGACGAUGCUAUACACACAUUCUUGUCACGCUGCUGCGCCCUUCGACCAUGGCGACGGAAAACAAUUUCGACGCCCAACUGUUCUUUUCAGACAUGAUGGAUGACCCAGCCCUGGGCCCUUGGAAUCCGUAUGCUUCGUUCGACAUUGCGACCCCUCCGCUUGAUUCAUCGCAAUUCUUCAAUGGGGAAGACUGGCGGGCCCUCGGACGCGAUGAGCAAUCCGCAUUUGCAACUCAGUUCGGUGGAACUCUAUGCAUAGAUCCGUCGUGGAUUACCGGCAUCGGCUUGGAGAACCUUGCGAUGGCCCCAGCGCUGUUGCCGGUGCCUGACGCUGGCAUGGAGUUGACGGAGACGCUUAAUCCGGACAUCCUGGGAUCAGCCUCAGCACUUGAGCCUGCCAUUGCCGGCCCAGAGACUGACGCAUCCGCCGCGGUCAAUGCCUCCAUCGACCCGACAUCAGUCACGCCCGGAGGCGGGGAUGGCAGUACUUUUGCGCCGCAGCACGAUCCAGACACGGCGAAGGACGGCAACGCUACCGAAUCCGCGCCUGGGACAGGAGCACCGCCGGGUAAAGGAGUGCCGCGGCCGCGAAUUUCGAAGAAGAUUCGAGCACUAUUAAGGGAACAUUUGGCAAAGACACCCUAUCCCACGACUAAGGAAUACCGUGCAAUCGCUCACGAGGUGAAAGAGGACGUAAAGCGGGUGCGAAACUGGUUCAACAGAACCAGGGGCCGAGAACCAACCUCAAAGAAUGGGCAUGUUUCGAGCAUUCUGCCGUCAUCUCCUGCUAGAUUGUCGGAGAAAAGCCUUGAGGAGCUAGACAAAAGCCCGGAUCAAAAUUUGCAGCCACCGAUGGAGGCCUUCCUCGCAGAGCCUCUCCGCCCGGGAUUUGGACUAAUCGAGACCCCCGCAAGUUCUGGAAACGAAAGUGGUCAUACGUCGGCCCUGGCUUCGCCUUCGCCCGUGAGGGGUGCGCGACCGCCUUCAGUUGUUUCCUCCGCAGCUUCGUCUAGCAAUUCUGUGCAGUCUACUUAUAGCAUCAGCUCACAUGGAAGUAACACGUCGUGCUUUGGGCGGGAACGCCGACGGGGGAGAAGAAAGCAGGGUUGGCGGUCCUCUCCAUAUCCGCCCUCGCAGAACCUAGAAACGGGAUCUCUGGCUACCGGUCAUAAAUUUUUCUGUACCUUCCCCGACUGCAAAGGUUGGCCGACAUUCUCGAGCAAGUAUGAGUGGAUGCGCCACGAAGCACCGCUGCAUGUUCCCAGGGAAACUUGGACCUGUCUUCCUUGCAAGGAAGAGGAUGUGGCCCUGUGCCCAUUCUGUGGCGUCCUCAGCCCUAACGAAGAACACAUGGCAUUCCAUAACUCCCAACGAUGCCGUAGCCUGCCUAAGGCGGAGAGGACUUUUUUUAGGAAGGAUCAGCUCGUUCAACAUCUCCAUGGAGUCCAUUUCGCCUGUAUGAAGCAUGCUACUGACGAACGUGGUUGCCGAAGGACUGGCUUCGUCCGCCAAGACCGUACGCAAGAUUUUGGAUGCUUCCAUCUCGCCAACAAGAGUCACAACCUUAUGCCGCCGCUACAAGCAGACGAUCCCGCAUUACACUGCGGUUUCUGCGGUGCUACGUUGCCUGAUUGGGAACAGCGCUGUGACCAUGUCGCCUCCCAUUUUGCGGAAGGGGAGUGGACUCGAGGGAUGUGGUGGCCAGAGCGGCGUGAGACAGACAUCAGGCAUCUUGCCCUUUCUUGCUCCCAAGCAUGGUCUUGUCGCUUCCUCAAGGAAAUGGUUUUGCCCCUUCAAUUUACAGUUGCUAGUGGUUGGUUCUGUUACCUCUGCGAUCAUUUUUGGGAGACGCGGAGCUCAAUCGACUGGGAAGAACAUACCAAAAGCCAUCACAAUGUCAGGGGAUGCAGCCAGGGGAUCUAUCCUUCUUUUGAUGCGUUCUAUGAACAUCUGAAAGAAGAUCACGGUGCGGAAUUGAACGGGACGUAUCUACGUGUUAUGCGUGUAUAUUCGAGCAACGGCUAUGCGAGGAACUCUUGAUCCCACCUCUCAAACGCGUGCAGGGGAAACAAGCCCCCAACUGCACUAGAAUCAAGAUUGGGCCCAGGCUCUGCCAUGCCAUUAUUAACCAGGCGAGCAUCACUCAAUUAAUCAAACACGUUAAACGUACCCAAA